This is a messenger RNA of Anguilla rostrata (American eel), 1789 nucleotides long. Its product is annotated as GTPase IMAP family member 4-like. The coding region runs from base 297 to 1343 and encodes 348 amino acids. Gene Ontology annotation, molecular function: GTP binding. NCBI's taxonomy places the organism in Eukaryota, Metazoa, Chordata, Actinopteri, Anguilliformes, Anguillidae. The record is from RefSeq and is a predicted model, not a curated record. The transcript is spliced from 2 exons.
UGCUGGGCCUAUUUUACUCCGCAGCAUUGCGCUCCGGUACUAACGGUUGGACAGUCGGGACAAGCUCAGUAGCUGCCAGUGAGCAAAUUCCACAACAUCGUGACAUCACCGUCUGCAGCUGCCUGUGAGCUCGUGCGCAAUCUGGCGCUGGUCAAACCUGUUAAAAAGCACGCAUUAUUAUUUAUUUUCACAUUUACGGAUUUAAAAUAUAUCGCAACAGGAGAAGUUGAAUGUCAGAAUUAGAUACGUGAGGAGGGUCAUUUUGUGUUGUCAUCAACUGGGGCGCAGCAGAAAUAAUGGAGUCACCAGCAGGCGAAACACCGAGCGAGGCAGAGUGUGCUGUGCCUGUGGAUCCCUCUCUCCCUGAAUUGAGGCUGGUGCUGCUUGGGAAGACCGGUGUGGGGAAGAGCUCGGUGGGGAACACCAUCCUGGGACGGGCUGCGUUCCGAGCCGAAAUGUCGCCCCGUUCGGUGACCAGUCAGUGCGAGAGGCAGAGGGGAAAUGUGUCCGGGAGGGUCGUCACGGUGAUAGAUACCCCGGGAUUCUUCGACACCCGUCUCUCUAGCCAGGAGGUGCUGGAGGAGAUGGCCCGGUGCGUUGUCCUCUCCGCUCCGGGACCCCAUGCCGUGCUGGUGGUUCUGCAGCUGGGCCGCUUCACACAGGAGGACAGGGACAGCCUGCAGUGGGUCCGGGCCACUUUCGGAGAGAGUGCCUCGGGGUACACCAUGGCCCUGUUCACAUGGGGGGACCAGCUGAGAGGGAAAACUAUCGAGGACUUCCUGAAGGAGAGCGAGGAGCUCCUGGAGUUUGUGGGCAGCUGCGGCGGCGGGUAUCACGUUUUUGACAACAGUGCGCCUGGCGAGAGGAACCAGGUCACAGAGCUGCUGCAGAAGGUGGAGAGGAUGGUGGAGGGGAACGGAGGGGGCUGCUACACCAAUGUCAUGUACCGGGAGGCGGAGCAAGCCAUCCGGCAGGAACAGGAGAGGAUGAGGAGAGAGAGGGGGGCGGAGCUACACCAAAAGGGGGAGGAGUUGAGGAAGUGCCAGGGGGAGGACACGGAGAGGGUGAAGCAGGAGCUGGAGGAGAGGAGAAGGGAGGAAGAGAGGGAGAGAAAGAGAGCUGAAAAGCUGUUCUGGUGUGAGCUGGUGACGGCGAUGGGGAAGGGGGCAGCAGAGGGGGCUGGUGUGUUGGGUAAAGGGGGUAAAAAGACAAAAGCAGUGCAGAAGGUGGUGGCUGUCGCCUCCACACCCCUCUCACUGACCUCCGCGGCCAAAGUGGUGGGAGGAGCCAUGAGGGAGGGAUGCAAAGUGCUUUCUAAACAUCGCAAAAUGCUCCCACACUGAAACACCGCUAAGCGCUUCCACACUGAGACCACUAAAUACUCCCACACUGAAACACUACUAAACGCUCCCACACUGAGACCGCUAAAUACUCCCACACUGAAACACUACUAAACGCUCCCACACUGAAACACUACUAAACGCUCCCACACUGAGACCGCUAAAUACUCCCACACUGAAACACUACUAAACGCUCCCACACUGAAACACCGCUAAGCGCUUCCACACUGAGACCACUAAAUACUCCCACACUGAAACACUACUAAACGCUACCACACUGAGACCGCUAAAUACUCCCACACUGAAACACUACUAAACGCUCCCACACUGAGACCGCUAAAUACUCCCACACUGAAACACUACUAAACGCUCCCACACUGAGACCGCUAAAUACUCCCACACUGAAACACUACUAAACGCUCCCACACUGAGACCGCUAAAUACUCCCA